Molecule: messenger RNA, 288 nt
Organism: Rhododendron vialii
Lineage: Eukaryota; Viridiplantae; Streptophyta; Magnoliopsida; Ericales; Ericaceae
Product: polyubiquitin-like
Exons: 2
Coding region: 1-288 (95 amino acids)
Biological process (GO): modification-dependent protein catabolic process; protein ubiquitination
Cellular component (GO): nucleus; cytoplasm
Molecular function (GO): protein tag activity; ubiquitin protein ligase binding
Source: RefSeq, a predicted model, not a curated record
AUGAAGAGAUCAGAGACAACCAGAAAACUGAAGGCCUUGUUUCAUGAGAAGGAAGGCACUCCUGAAAAUCUUCAGGAGCUCUUUUCUCUGAUAAAGCUUCUUGUCUACAUACCAUCGAAUAAGAAAACACUUGAACUUGAAGCAAAGACUCGUGAUACUGUCGAGAACAUUAAAUUUUUGAUUCAGACAAAAGAAGGCAUCCUAUCAGAACAGUUCACUCUUUUCUACGAUGGAGAGCUGCUGGAUGAUAACAGAACUUUGGCCUCUCUCGGUAUCCAGUCAGAAUAA